Messenger RNA from Zophobas morio, 1653 nucleotides. RefSeq lists its product as uncharacterized. Bases 270 to 1442 code for a protein of 390 amino acids. The transcript has 7 exons. Gene Ontology annotation, molecular function: protein binding. NCBI's taxonomy places the organism in Eukaryota, Metazoa, Arthropoda, Insecta, Coleoptera, Tenebrionidae. The record is from RefSeq and is a predicted model, not a curated record.
UGGUGUUUUAAAUCCUUCAAGGUCAUCAAGUUGCCUUUGGUUUGGUUGUCGUCUGUCAAAUGUAGCAGUUGUUUUGUAAAUUAUAAACCUUGUAAAAUAAUGCCGAAAAAACAAAUAUUCCAAAGUGUUCCCUGAGUAAAGGUGUCGGGUAGGACUUUUCAAGCAAUAAAUGGAUUUGCAGCAUCCACAACAUAAACAACAAAUUUUCCAUACAGUAAUAUACGGUAAGUUAUUAAAGAAGCCGCAUUUUGUUUGGAAGAUAUUUGAAAAUGUUGCCUGAAGACACUUUUGCUAUUUGUGAUAAAUAUUGUGAUGAAGAGGGUGUGAAGAAUGGGGAGAAAGACAAUCAUUCUAGGAUAAAUGGUCAUCGCAAUACUCUUUGUCACUUUUUGCAGCAUACUUGUUACACAUGUAACGGGUAUUAUGGGCCAUGUUUCGAAGAUCCAAUUUGUUCAACGUGCCACGCUUUUUUGUUCCCAAAUACUGCCCCAACUCUGGAGAGACCUUUGACACUUGAAAGAUCAAGUGACAGUGACUCAGGUAACGAUGAACCCGUGGAUAAUAGUCAAGAAAGUAUGCCGAACGUGUAUGAAGAACUGGUAGGAAAGAUGGCGCCUGUGAGAGUAGAUACUUUAGCUAAAGAAUUGCAAAGACUGUCUGUUGUAGCACAUCACAUUACUGACAUGAAUCUUGAAUUGUUUCCACCCGAAGUCCUAAUGCACAUGUUUCAAUAUUUAGAUGAAAUUUCUUUAUGGAGUAUAGGUCAAGUUUGUCGACGCUGGCGUGAGGUAUUGUUUAUGUGUGUAAAAUUAGAACGCUGGAGAGAUUUCGUUCGUUUAAGAUGGCCAUUACUGCCGAUAGAGAAUUACGACCAAGACUGGUAUGAAUUAUACACCGCUAUGAUGCUUAGUUCUUGUUGUUUGAAAUGUAUCAAACAAAUGGCUGCUCAGAAACUGCCACCGCAGUGGGAAGAAAGUUCUUGGCGAAGACACAGAUUAAGAACUGAACUUAAGACAAUGAGGAACGAUCCGCUGGACGGUAUUGAGGCUAUUCCUCUUGAUACUUAUUGUUGUCAUUGGCAGGCGACUAUAGAGGGACCAGCUGGAAGUCCAUAUGAAGGGGGGUUAUUUUUUCUCUAUAUUCAGGUACCUACAUCAUACCCAUUAGAUCCGCCAAUCGUACGCUUUGUUACCAAAAUAUUUCAUCCCAACGUAUCAAGACAUGGGGAUAUUGGAAUAGAUUCUAUUCACCAUAAUUGGUCAUUGGCGUUAACAAUAAGCAAGUUGUUGAUUUCAAUACAGUCGCUACUGACAGAUCCGUAUUGUGACGUAUGUAUGGAACCUGAAAUAGGAAACAUGUAUUUAAAAAACAGGCGAGCUUUCGAGGAACAGGCAAGAUUAUGGACAGCUCAUCAUGCAAUGCAUGAUAUGUUACCACAUUAAGUGGCGGUGUUUGAUAAGUGAUAUAUUGCUGUUAAUGAUUGUGUUUGUUGUUUUUUUAAUUCUUGAAGGUGUAUAAAUUCUUUUUAUUUAUAUGACUUGGUGGCGUUCGAAACGGAUAUUAAGUUCUUUGUACUUUCGUUCGUUGUUGUUAAUGUGUUAAUUGUUUAAAUUUGUAUAAACAAAGUUUGUAACAGAUUAUUAUAGAAAGUUA